AUGGUCGACGCGGAAGCGACGCGUCCGCAGCGCGCCGAGGCGCACGCGCCGUGGGUGGAGAAAUACCGCCCUCGCGUCGUCAAGGAUGUGGCGAGCCAGGAGCAAAUCGUGGGGGUGCUGGAAAACGCGCUGAAGACGGGGAACAUGCCCCACUGCCUGUUCUACGGACCGCCGGGAACUGGGAAAACCACCACCGCGCUGGCGAUCGCGAAGGAGUUGUACGGACCGGAGCUGUAUAAGCAAAGGGUGAAGGAGUUGAACGCGUCGGACGAGAGAGGCAUCAGCGUGGUCCGCAACAAGAUCAAAACCUUUGCCUCGCAAGCCGUCGGUGCGCCCGCGCCGGGAUACCCGUCUCCGCCGUAUAAGAUAUUAAUCUUGGACGAAGCGGACGCCAUGACGGGCGACGCGCAAUCGGCGCUGCGAAGGAUGAUGGAGACGUAUUCAAAAGUCACUCGGUUCUUUCUGUUGUGCAACUACGUGACGAAAAUCAUCGAUCCGAUCGCGAGUCGAUGCGCAAAGUUUAGAUUCUCACCGCUCGCUCAGGAAACUAUGGGUGCGCGAUUGAAGUUCAUCGGCGAACAAGAAGGUUUGGAGAUGAGUGACGACGUGUUCGCGAUGUGUUCAAAGCACUCGGGAGGAGACAUGCGCAAGGCGAUUACGUUGUUGCAAAGCGCAGCGCGUUUGUUCGCGGGGAAGAUUAGUGGUGCGAGCAUCGUUGAAGUGGCGGGGCACAUUCCAGAUGAAAAAAUCAAAAAGAUGUAUGAUCUGUGCCGUGAAGGCAAGUUUGAAGAGGCGCAGGCGCACAUGGAGGACAUUUUGCGCGACGGUUUUUCAGGACUCAAAAUUCUCGAUCAGUACUCUGACUACGUCCUGGAGGCAGAUUGCUCGGACGAGGUCAAGGCGGAGAUCUUCAUCAAACUCGGUGAAGUAGACAGGUUUUUGGCACAAGGAGCGGAUGAGGGAAUGCAGUUGGCCACGUUGGUGAGCACGUCCAUCAAGGCGCUGGCAAAGAUGGCGUCCGCGGCGUAA
Ostreococcus lucimarinus CCE9901 is the source of this 1029-nucleotide messenger RNA. RefSeq lists its product with no specific name. Gene Ontology annotation, molecular function: DNA clamp loader activity; ATP hydrolysis activity; ATP binding. Gene Ontology annotation, biological process: DNA repair; DNA-templated DNA replication. Lineage: Eukaryota; Viridiplantae; Chlorophyta; Mamiellophyceae; Mamiellales; Bathycoccaceae. Gene Ontology annotation, cellular component: DNA replication factor C complex; nucleus. The transcript has a single exon. The record is from RefSeq and is a predicted model, not a curated record. The coding region runs from base 1 to 1029 and encodes 342 amino acids.